AUGAACGGCGACAACUAUUCGUCUAGAGAAGGCGACAACCGUCGGGAUCAUCAGUCUUCGCGCGGUGAACGAGGUGAACGAGGCGAACGCGGCGAACGAGGCGACAGGAGCGAUCGUGGUGAUCGUCGUGACCGCGGCGAUGACCGACGAGACAGACACAGAGACAGAAGACGCUCGCGAUCCCCCCACGAUCGCCACCGCCGUGACCGCGACCGCGAUGGCGAUGCAUAUGCAUCCAGCAGAAACCACAGGGAUAGGGAGCGCGAGGAACGAUACCAGGGCGGGGGCGGUCGCGAACGUCGAGGCGACAGAGAAUGGGACAGAGACCGCGGCAGCUCGCGCCGUGAUGCCCGACGUGAUGACGAUGGCCAUGGCAGGCGCGAUCGCGAUGGUUUCGAUGACCAACGUCGUGGCGGCAGAGAGCGCCGCGAUGACGGAUUCGCUCGCCAGCAAGAACGCCGAAGCCCUUCUCCCCCGAAGCGCCGUGAGCCCACGCCUGAUCUGACCGACAUUAUCCCCGUCCUUGAGCGCAAGCGCCGCAUGACGCAGUGGGAUAUUAAGCCUCCUGGAUACGAAGCUGUCACAUCAGAACAAGCAAAAAUGUCGGGCAUGUUCCCUCUGCCCGGCGCACCGCGACAACAGCAGAUGGACCCAUCCAAGCUCCAAGCUUUCAUCAACCAACCCGCGGGCGGCCAAGUCAGUAGCGCUGGACUCAAGGCCAGCAACUCGAGACAAGCCAAGCGUCUUCUGGUUUCUAACCUCCCGAGCGGAGCGACUGAUGGCGCGCUUGUUGCAUUCUUCAACUUGCAGCUGAACGGUCUCAAUGUCAUCGAGGCCACGGACCCUUGUGCGCUAAGCCAGCUCUCGAACGACAACUCUUUUGCGGUCCUGGAAUUCAAGAAUACGGGUGAUGCCACAACUGCUCUUGCUCUGGAUGGAAUUUCCAUGGUAGCCGACACUCCAGGAAUUAGUAUUCGUCGCCCGAAGGACUAUGUCAUGCCCGCCGUACCGGAAGAUGUUAUCUACAAUCCCGAGGUCGUCUCUAAUGCUGUGCCUGACACAAUCCAUAAGCUCUGCCUUACAAACAUACCGCCGUUUCUCACCGAAGAUCAGGUAUUGGAGCUCCUGGCAGCCUUUGGCAAACCCAAAGCCUUUGUGCUCGUCAAAGACAGAAGCACGGAGGAAUCGAGAGGAAUCGCAUUCGCCGAGUACGCUGACCCUGGCAGUGCAAACGAGCCGGCCCUAAACACUCUCAACGGAAUGGAUGUGGGCGGCAAGAAGCUCAAAGUUGUCAAGGCCUGUGUUGGCGGAACCCAGGUGGCAAACUUCGAUGCUGGUAUUAAUGCUAUCAGUAACCUUGCUGGCCAAGGAAAUGGAGGCGAGGCCACAAGAGUUCUCCAGCUUCUCAACAUGGUUACUGCUGAGGAGCUCCUUGAUAACGACGACUACGAAGAAAUCUGCGAUGAUGUGCGAGACGAGUGCUCCAAGUACGGCAAGAUUUUGGACAUCAAGGUACCACGUCCAGCUGGCGGAAGCCGCCAAUCGGCUGGUGUCGGUCGUAUUUUCGUCAAGUUCGAAUCGGCAGACUCUACCACUAGCGCCCUCAAGGCACUAGCAGGUAGAAAGUUUGCCGACAGAACCGUCGUGACGACGUACUUCCCUGAGGAGAACUUCGAUGUCAGUGCCUGGUAA
Akanthomyces muscarius is the source of this 1692-nucleotide messenger RNA. RefSeq lists its product as uncharacterized. Gene Ontology annotation, biological process: mRNA processing. The record is from RefSeq and is a predicted model, not a curated record. The coding region runs from base 1 to 1692 and encodes 563 amino acids. Lineage: Eukaryota; Fungi; Ascomycota; Sordariomycetes; Hypocreales; Cordycipitaceae. The transcript has 6 exons. Gene Ontology annotation, molecular function: pre-mRNA 3'-splice site binding; poly-pyrimidine tract binding. Gene Ontology annotation, cellular component: nucleus; U2AF complex; commitment complex.